Brachypodium distachyon (stiff brome) is the source of this 1411-nucleotide messenger RNA. Its product is annotated as protein LIKE COV 1. Bases 233 to 1066 code for a protein of 277 amino acids. Gene Ontology annotation, cellular component: Golgi apparatus. The transcript is spliced from 7 exons. Lineage: Eukaryota; Viridiplantae; Streptophyta; Magnoliopsida; Poales; Poaceae. The record is from RefSeq and is a predicted model, not a curated record.
GACUCGACAGCUCACCGCUGCUAAACGAAAUCAAAGCACGAAAAGGACACGCGAGAACGAAAAGCAAACCGCAAAGGGAAAAUCCUCGUCUCGUCUCGUCUCGCUCGCUCGUGCCGGCCUGCAUCCCUUCUUCCUCCCCACGUUCUUCCAACGGGGCGAUCGUCCGCGGGGACCCUGAGCCGGGAGGAGGUCGCCACGGCGGGAAGGGCAGCAGCAGCAGCCUAGCCCCCGGAUGGGCGACGACAAGUCUGCGCUGAGCCUGAGCCCCAUGGGCAGCCGCGACCGCGACCGGGAGCUCCUUAUCCCCGUCUCCGGCGGCGGCGGCGGCGGGGGCUCGUCCCCUCGCGACGGCGACGAGGGGAUGGACAGGGCCGCCUCCGCCUCCGCCGCGCUCUCUUCCUCCGGCCGCGAGGCUUUCCAUAAGGUGGUCCGCAGCUGGGCCUCAAAGAAGUUCAUGACUGGCUGCGUAAUUCUCUUCCCCAUAGCAAUAACAUUCUACUUUACCUGGUGGUUCAUUCAUUUUGUUGAUGGAUUCUUCUCUCCAAUCUAUGCACAACUGGGAAUCAACAUUUUUGGUCUUGGCUUCAUUACUUCGGUUACUUUCAUAUUUUUCGUUGGAGUCUUCAUGUCAUCUUGGGUUGGAGCAUCUGUUCUUAGCCUUGGUGAAUGGAUUAUUAAGCGCAUGCCACUUGUGCGCCAUAUCUACAAUGCAUCCAAGCAAAUAAGUGCUGCAAUAUCGCCUGAUCAGAACAAGCAGGCGUUCAAGGAAGCAGUCAUCAUAAGACAUCCUCGUGUUGGGGAAUAUGCAUUUGGAUUCAUCACCUCAUCAGUCUCUCUUCAGAGCUACUCUGGUCAAGAGGAACUUUACUGUGUCUAUGUGCCGACCAAUCAUCUUUAUAUUGGUGACAUCUUCAUGGUGAACUCAAAGGAUGUCAUAAGACCAAAUCUUUCUGUGCGUGAAGGCAUAGAGAUUGUUGUAUCUGGUGGCAUGUCAAUGCCCCAACUUUUGUCAACCCUCGAUCCGCAUACAAUCCACUCAGACCGCAGUGGAGCAAGCAGAAGCUGAAACGAGCUCGUGUCAGACCUGUUCUACCGUUAACAGCAAGUAAAAUUCUCGCAGAAUACAACAGUACAGCGAACUAGAUCCUGAGCACAAUGUAUUAGUAGUUUGUCACGCUCGAGGAUCACAAGGAUCUGUAAUUAAGUAGAAGUAGGUGACUCACACGUGUUCUACAUCCAAUGGGGUUUGUAUCAUGGCUUGUACCUUACCUUGUACUGCUCGCCUUAGGCGAGGGAAGAUGCUUCCUUAGUUACACCUGUAAUUCCUAACUGUUUGUCUGAGAGUUCUUAGUGCCACUUGUUUUCAGGUUCCAACAAUGUGUCUUUAUGCUGAAUUAUCCUUCUUUCAGUG